Messenger RNA from Micropterus salmoides (largemouth bass), 6611 nucleotides. Its product is annotated as potassium voltage-gated channel subfamily H member 7-like. Gene Ontology annotation, cellular component: membrane. Lineage: Eukaryota; Metazoa; Chordata; Actinopteri; Centrarchiformes; Centrarchidae. Gene Ontology annotation, biological process: membrane repolarization during action potential; regulation of ventricular cardiac muscle cell membrane repolarization; potassium ion transmembrane transport. The record is from RefSeq and is a predicted model, not a curated record. Bases 1090 to 4581 code for a protein of 1163 amino acids. The transcript has 16 exons. Gene Ontology annotation, molecular function: inward rectifier potassium channel activity.
UUUAUUAAUGAGAGCACUCACAUGGAUGUAGCAUUAGCAGAACGCUAAAUAUUUUUUGAAUUUAUUUUAAAAUCAGCGGAGGGGAGUGCAUAUAACCGUGCAGCUCCCUGCCUCAUUGACUGCCCCUUCGCUUCGACUUUUUGUAAUGACAUAUGGCAAUCAGAGAGCUGGCAAGAAAGCAAGCAAGCGUGUAUCUCUCAUGUCGCGCUCUUCCUUUAAUAAUUAGCCUACCCAUUAACCUCAAUGUUUAGGCUAAACAAUAUUCAUAGGCCUAUAUUUAGGCUAACUACACUUAGACGCAAAGCUAAAUAGGCUGUAGAAUAGAACCAAAGUACAAGUGACAGUAGCCUACUAUAGCCCUAUAGUAUAUUUAUAAUGUAGGCUAUGUAGGCCUAUGUAAAAAAAAUACAACAGUACAUGUAAAACUUUGUACUAUGUAAAACUAGUUGUGUAGAUAUAGCCUACUACUUUCAAUAAAUUCAGAGUAGCCUUCAGAGUGAAGCAGUGCGUUCAUUUAGUGAAACCACUUGAGAAAGCACCAUUGUGGGUGGCUAUAGCACAGCCUACUGCACUUUAUCACUCUUUACUGAAAGCUUACUGUCGUAUAACGCUACAUGUGUUUCAUACAGUGCAGCAUAUUGGAAGGCAUAAAAUUCCAAAUAUUCCGAUAAUGCUCAGUGUCGGUGCACAAGGCUGGGGCUUAUCGUUACCCGAGAUGGAGAGAACUAAGCCCCCUGGGAGCAACGUCACUCCCCUUGGCUCUAUCAGCCACUGUCCGCUGUAUGCGCCCAGCACACCACGACAGAGGACGGCAGGAUCGCACGCAUCCUCAACGCGAAAUGCUUUGCGAAGCGAAUCUAACUCAAGCAAUCCUCCCCGAUUCCGAGCGUUUCGGCGAGGAGGCAUUCACCUGCUCUGGCACACAAGCGGGCUGAAGAACUCCGCGGCGAAGUGGGAAGGUCAUUUAAAGUGCUCGGCGCUUCGGCUAUGGUCCGUGGUGAGGGAAACAGCACAAAGAGCCAACAUCUGUAACUUCGGGAUUUACUUGUAAAGGAGCUUUUACCGGAGCCCGUGGGAUAUUGUGUAAACAUGCCUGUACGAAGAGGUCACGUUGCGCCACAAAACACAUUCCUUGGACUGAUUAUUCGGAAAUUCGAGGGUCAGAACCGGAAAUUUGUGAUAGCCAAUGCCAGGGUGGAGAACUGUGCAAUCAUAUACUGCAACGAUGGCUUCUGCGAGAUGACAGGCUUCUCAAGAUCGGACAUCAUGCAGAAGCCAUGCACCUGUGACUUCCUCCACGGUGGCCUGACCGACAAAGAGGCCAUCGGCCAGGUGGCCCAGGCUAUGCUCGGGUCCGAGGAGCGCAAGGUGGAGAUGACCUACUACCGUAAGGAUGGGUCUGACUUUCAGUGUUACAUUCACAUAAUUCCUGUGAAAAACGAGGAGGGCGUGGUGAUGAUGUUUAUCUUAAAUUUUGAUUACAUUGUGGAUGAGGAAAGUGACAACUCCACAGAGAAGAUAAGCCCAACAUCCCCUACAAAGUCAGAUCAAAGGAGGAGUAGAUUCUUCCGCUUCCGCCAGGCCGCUUUGAGCCUAAUGAAUACCAACAAGCAAUCUCUUCCACAAGAGGACCCAGAUGCUGUGAUGGUGGACUCACCCAAAGAGAAUGAGGACUCAGUGGCCCUGCAGAACUUCCCCUCACCCACAAAGAGCAUCGGCAGUCCCAUUGAGGCCAAUGACACGCAUGGCCUCAUAGGCUCAAGCCACCACGCUUCCCAGGCUAGCAUCGGCCCUGAACCACUUGACCAUUCAUCCCCUAAACUCCCCUGGGAGAAACUGUACCAAACAGAGCCGCACCAAUCCUCGACCACCCUGUCAAACACCUUCCCCAGAGGCAGCAUCAACAGCAUGAGGCGAGCCUCGUCUGUUCAUGAAAUCGAGGGCUACAGCUCCAAUUCUAAAAGCCUUUUCAGGGAUCGUCAAAGUGAAGGCCCUUUUAAUAACGUGACGUCCAGCCUGCUUUGCUCUACCUCUGAUUCUAACAUCAACAAGUAUAGCACCAUCAGCAAGAUCCCUCUGAUUGCACUCAACUUCUCUGAGGGGACUGAAAAGAAGACUCAUUCUCCUCCAGCAUCAGAGGCAACCAUCAUAGCACCAAAGGUCAAAGACAGGACUCACAAUGUCACAGAAAAAGUCACACAGGUCCUGUCACUUGGAGCUGAUGUGUUACCAGAGUACAAACUCCAGACAGCCCGCAUUGACAAGUUCACCAUCUUACACUACAGCCCCUUCAAAGCUGUGUGGGACUGGCUGAUCCUGCUGCUGGUCAUCUACACAGCAAUCCUCACUCCCUACUCUGCUGCUUUCCUUCUCAAUGACCAAGGGGAGCAGAAGAGGCGUGAAUGUGGAUACUCCUGCAACCCUCUUAAUGUAGUGGAUUUAAUUGUGGACAUCAUGUUCAUCAUUGACAUCCUUAUAAACUUCAGGACCACUUACGUAAACCAGAACGAAGAGGUGGUCAGCGAUCCAGCUAAAAUAGCAAUCCAUUACUUUAAAGGCUGGUUCCUUAUAGACAUGGUGGCAGCAAUCCCCUUUGACCUUCUUAUCUUUGGCUCAGGAUCAGAUGAGACUACCACUCUAAUUGGCCUGCUGAAGACUGCUAGGCUUCUGCGAUUGGUGCGUGUAGCCAGGAAGCUGGACCGCUACUCUGAAUAUGGUGCUGCAGUCCUUAUGCUGCUCAUGUGCAUCUUCGCCCUCAUUGCCCACUGGCUAGCCUGUAUAUGGUAUGCCAUUGGCAACGUCGAGAAGCCCUACCUGGAGCACAAGAUUGGCUGGCUAGACAAUCUGGGCGUGUCCAUAGGAAAGAGAUACAACUACAGCGAUCCUAGCUCUGGUCCCUCUAUUAAGGACAAGUAUGUCACAGCACUUUACUUCACCUUCAGCAGUCUGACUAGUGUGGGCUUUGGAAAUGUUUCUCCAAACACCAACUCAGAGAAGAUCUUUUCCAUCUGUGUCAUGUUGAUUGGCUCGCUCAUGUAUGCCAGUAUUUUUGGGAACGUCUCUGCAAUCAUCCAGAGGUUGUACUCGGGUACGGCCCGCUAUCAUGCACAAAUGUUACGAGUCAAGGAGUUCAUACGCUUUCACCAGAUUCCCAACCCACUGAGACAGAGACUGGAGGAGUACUUCCAACACUCCUGGGCCUACACCAAUGGCAUUGAUAUGAACACGGAGGUGUUAAAAGGUUUUCCUGAGUGCCUGCAGGCGGAUAUCUGCCUUCACCUCAACAAGAAUCUACUUACCAACUGCAAAGCGUUCCAAGGAGCCACCAAAGGCUGCCUGAGGGCCUUGGCCAUGCACUUCAAAACCACUCAUGCUCCUCCUGGAGACACUCUGGUCCACAGUGGUGAUGUGCUCACCGCUCUCUACUUUCUGUCCCGCGGCUCUAUUGAGAUCCUGAAAGAUGACAUUGUGGUAGCCAUCCUCGGAAAAAAUGACAUCUUUGGAGAAAUGAUCCAUGUGUUGGCCAAGCCUGGAAAGUCCAAUGCUGAUGUUCGAGCUCUAAGUUACUGUGACCUGAGCACCAUUCAGAGAGAAGACCUCCUGGAGGUGUUAGACAUGUACCCAGAGUUCGCUGACUGCUUCUUCAACAACCUGGAGCUUACCUUCAACCUUAGAGAUGAGUCUGCAAAGCCCUCAAGUUCCCAAGGCUGUGAUUCAGAUGGCGAGGGCACUAAGAGCAUUAAAAGAAGGAUAUCCUUCACACCAGAUCUAUCUGAAGGUGGAAACAAGGAAGUGGUUAAAGACUUGGGGAGGGAGAGGGAGUCUAACUCGUGCCUAAAAAGAUGUUCAGAAGUCCUGGGUCCCUCUCCACCCAGUGCCGCCGUCCAGGACUCAAAUCUUAUUGUCAGAGACAGCUUGGAGAGAAGACAAUCUUUAGAAGAUCUGUGCUGUGAUAAAUGGGCCUGUAAGAAGCCUACGGACUUCCUGGAUGAGUCAGCACAGUUCCAGGACCUGAGGGAGGAAGAUAAUUCUGCCAGCGAAAUCACGUAUGGAGAGGUGGAACAACGCUUAGGUCAGCUUCAGCAGCACUUAAACAGGCUGGAGUCUCAGCUGAUGUCAGAUAUUCACACCAUCCUGCAGCUGCUGCAAAGACAGCCGACACUGGGACCUCCAGCCUACAGCACUGUGACUGCCAGCCCAGACUAUCACAGACCUGCCAUGAAGGUUCAGCCAGUUGCUCUGACUGCAAGCCAUUUCUUCAGCCAUCCAGGAACUCAAGUCCCUAACCUCACACUGGCCAGGGCCAUUCAGGAAUCCAAAGACUCUCUGUCGAGCUUGUCCAAUAUGAAUGCACCCAUCGAGGACAGCCUUACAUCGUUGCUUGUACAAAGACAUACAGAGCCACAGCAACAGCAACAACAGCAGCAGACCGCAGGGCAUCAACAGUCUGCAUUGAUGCUUCUUCCAACUGAAACCUCUUCCACUUCCUCCUCCUCUUCCUCCCCAGCCCCUUCUGACACCAACCUCAACACUACUGGACUCCACAGACCUGUCUCAGACCCAGAGUUUCCAAGGCCAUAAACCUUCCAGCUGCACGGUGUUCUAAUAUCUGGGUUGUAAUGCUGUAAUUACUAAGUAGCAGCUUUUUUUAUCAGCAUGCUGGCACAGACAUCUGUAUUGUUAAUUUGCAAUGGCUUGAUAAUAGAAGUAAGAUGUUUAUUUCAUUAUGCAUGUGGAUGAAAUACUGUUCGCUGCAAUUAACAGUGUGUUAACAAACUGUUUCCUGAGGUUAUCAGUGUAAUAACAAUGGUAAAAUAUUAUAACAGCAGUUCUGUCAACACAGAAGCCCUCUAAUGGACACUUUUUUUACAAAUUCACUCCCAACCAAUCAGGAUGAACCUAUUCAACCACACGGAGGGUGGCCAUAUAGGAAGACAGCAUAUCCUAAUUCAUUAAAACUACAGCUUCUUAACUAAAUUCUACUUAAUCGACAGAAACGCUGAUUAAAUAAAACCGUAUGAUAGAACUUGAGUUAGCAAUACAUCACCUAACUUUUGGUUUCACCCAGGCUUUGUACUCUAAUGGGCUUUAAUGGGCUCUGUACCCCUUCUCACGACUCGGUUGCAACAACACAAUUGGUCAACCAGGGCUGGACUGAGUGGGCCACAAGGCUAGAGACAGCCAUAAUGAAAACCACUGUCAAACUCUUUGUAAAUCGGGUCUCAGUACAUUUCACUGUCACACAAGCACCAGUGCACCAGUGUAACUACAUUCACAACUUCAUUCGGAGACCCAGAGAAAAAGGCCUGACAACCUUGACCAUCAGGGAGAUGUGUCCCUCCCUCCAUCAUUACUUGCCGACUGACCUACCUCACGCUAUGCGGGUCCUAAUGUCCAGCAAUCCAGGCAUCUCACGUGGGUUUCUUCCUGGUGUCAGCUGCAGAGCUGGGAUAAGACUGGCUCCCAAACACUAAGACCAUAGCCACCACAGCUCACCAAAACUGUGCAGCAGAUGGACAAUGGCCCAAUGCACCGGGAAGUGCAUGCACAGUAUGACUCAGGCUAACUGCUCCUCAAUAUCCCCAGGUAACGUACCUGUGUGUGUUGUUGUCUUCUAAGUACUGAGCACAGGCCAAGAGAAAGACAAAAGUAAGUCACCUCGUGGGCAAGGUGACAAUUGGAAGCUACCAAUACUUCCCUACCAGUACUCUUGUGCAGAAAGCAAGGGAAUGGGGCAGUAAAAAGCCACAGACAUAGGACAACCCACUCUACAUAACAAAGUUUCUGGGGUUCCAGGAUAAACUGCCAGGAGAUUUCCUGUCCAUCGACUGAUAGGAUUUGCAAAUUGUGAAACAGCUAUCAUCUCUUCGAGUAGCUGAGUAUCAACAGAGAGCGGCUACUGUACUACUCACUGGCCCAGAGACAGGCCAACACAAUAGAUCACUCUGCUUCCUAUACUCCAGUCAGUGAAACAAGUAGAGAUGGAGCCUGCAACUAAAGACUGUAAAUGCUGGCUGGCCCUAUGCUGUCACCAAGGUAGUCUGGCAGCUGGUGGACAAAGACUUGUUGUCCAGACAGUUUGCACAUGCAACCUGAAACUUGGUAGCAAGAAUAUGAGUCAAACCAGGACCCUGUGCUGCUUUGUGUCCUCAUUGCGAUCAUACAUUCAUGAAUACCUUGAGCACGAGGAGGGGACUUUGUUACAACAGGAAAAUUAUGACACUGCCAUUCUUCCUCCAGUUGCUGACAUCUUUGAUUUGCACCUGACUCUGAGGUAUUGACAAGGCCAUAGGUGGAAACACGUAUGGUGAAUUUCCUCCGCUGGGACAGAAGUUCUUGUAUGACACACCUUCAACAGUCACUGAUGAAUUUGGUCAUUGCUGUUACAGCCUGUGUGAGUCUAAAGCCUGUGUGCGAUACUGUACAUAUACAGACAAACUACAUUAUGAACAAACUAUACAAACUGUUUUCUGCAGCUAUUAGUGUAAUACAGCAUUAUCACAAAGGUGUGAGAACAGUUUUCCUUAUCCUUAGUUGUAUGCCUGUCUUCUCUGAAGUGUGACUCAGGGGUUAUGGACAUUUGCACUGCAAUAUACAUACAGUAUCAAGAA